Microsporum canis CBS 113480 is the source of this 954-nucleotide messenger RNA. RefSeq lists its product as hypothetical. The record is from RefSeq and is a predicted model, not a curated record. Lineage: Eukaryota; Fungi; Ascomycota; Eurotiomycetes; Onygenales; Arthrodermataceae. Bases 1 to 954 code for a protein of 317 amino acids. Gene Ontology annotation, biological process: negative regulation of DNA-templated transcription. Gene Ontology annotation, molecular function: DNA-binding transcription factor activity. The transcript has 3 exons.
AUGGCGGACAUAACUUCUAUGGAGGCGGAAGUGAAAGAGUUUAUGCUACAGCUCGAAACGGUACAGUCCAGUUUGCAGGUCGACCCAGAUAACACAGAGCUGCAGAGUCUAAAAACAGAGCUGGAAGAACUCAUAGCCCUUACCAAACAAUCCAUCGACGAGCUGCGACCUCCAGCCGAGCCUCAGACAGUCCCCGAGCCGGCGAAGGAGAAGUGGUCCAAAGAGAAUCACCCCGCGUACCAGGCUGGAUACCGCAAACCAGCACCGCCAGCACCAACCACCGUCGUAGACGCUACCCUACCGCAAGAAGAGCAGACUCAGCCUGCGUCCUUUUGUGUUAAUGACAACGUCCUUGCUCGCUGGACAUCGGGUGACGGCGCAUUCUACCCUGCCCGCAUCACUUCUCUGACUGGCUCGGCCACAAACCCUAUCUACAUUGUCUCAUUCAAGUCAUAUUCCACCAUCGAGACCUUGUCGUCAAAGGAUAUCCGCCCUCUCUCUGCUACUGACUCGAAAAAGCGAAAAGCUGAUAAUCUAUCCUCGUCACCAGGCAUUGUAGCCCCACACAUUAUCAACAGCACGACUUCCGGCAAUGACUACACCAACGGCAGUAGCCCAAACAUAGGUGCCGAGUCUAGUGUCAUCUCGGCCGCUGCGGAUAUCAACCCCGACCUCGCCAGCCAGGCAAGAAACGUGGCUAACCAGGGUGAUAGCUCUGCACGACCGUCAAAAGCUGCUCGAAAAGUCAAACGCAAGAAGGACCUGGAGGCUGGCAAGAACAAAUGGCAGGACUUUACCAACAAGAGUAAAUUCGGCAAGAUUAAGAAGGAGUCUAUGUUCAGAACUCCAGAAGGAAUCAAUGCAAGAGUUGGCUUCACUGGCUCUGGGCAACAGAUGCGAAAGGAUCCCACCCGCAGUCGUCACACUUAUAGCCAGGAAGAUGACGUUUACUAG